AUGAAGCCAUCGCGGUCGGUGUCGAGCUCGCGCAUCAUGCGGGCCACGUCCUCCGGCGAGGCCGUCCCGAGAGAGCCAAGAGCGUCCUCCAGCUCCUUGGACGAGAUCUUCCCGUCCCCGUUCGCGUCGAACCUCUUGAAGAUCCUCUCCAUCUCCACCAUCUCCUCUGCGCUACCCCCCAUCUCUCUCUAA
Messenger RNA from Spirodela intermedia, 192 nucleotides. The record is from the annotation of a GenBank genome assembly. NCBI's taxonomy places the organism in Eukaryota, Viridiplantae, Streptophyta, Magnoliopsida, Alismatales, Araceae.